This is a messenger RNA of Paralichthys olivaceus (Japanese flounder), 6841 nucleotides long. Its product is annotated as sarcoplasmic/endoplasmic reticulum calcium ATPase 2. NCBI's taxonomy places the organism in Eukaryota, Metazoa, Chordata, Actinopteri, Pleuronectiformes, Paralichthyidae. The record is from RefSeq and is a predicted model, not a curated record. Gene Ontology annotation, molecular function: P-type calcium transporter activity; ATP hydrolysis activity; ATP binding. Gene Ontology annotation, cellular component: membrane. Gene Ontology annotation, biological process: calcium ion transmembrane transport; intracellular calcium ion homeostasis.
UGAACCAGUGUGGAUGAACUAGUCUCCGACAGAAACAUUUGCCUUCAGACAGCCUUCAUUUUUAUUUUCCUCUUACCACACAUUUUUUUUGUGUGUGUCUCUCUGAAAUCCUAGCGUUUCAGUGGAAAUGUCGCCCUGGUGAUUUUUCACUUGCAUGUCAUUGUGUAACUCCUGUAAAAAAAAAAAAAAAAGAGUAUCAGACUACUAUAUUUUCCAUCAUUUUCUUGUGAUUGCUGCGAGUCGGGCUCCUCCAGACGCAUGUCGCUGUGAUUCAUCCUGACGGGAGAACAUAUAGUGGACCGACGACACACGGGCUAACCCACCGUGAUGGAUAAUGCUCAUACUAAGACAGUGGAGGAGGUUCUGGGCUUCUUAAAUGUAAAUGAGUCCACAGGUUUGAGCUGUGAGCAGCUGAAGAAGAACAGGGAGAAAUGGGGGACCAACGAACUACCAGCUGAAGAAGGUAAAUCUCUUUGGGAGCUUGUCCUGGAACAGUUUGAGGAUCUGUUGGUUCGAAUCCUGCUGCUGGCUGCGUGCAUUUCCUUUACUCUGGCUUGGUUCGAAGAAGGGGAGGGAACAAUCACUGCCUUUGUUGAACCUUUUGUCAUCCUCCUCAUCCUCAUUGCAAAUGCUAUUGUAGGAGUCUGGCAGGAGCGUAAUGCGGAGAAUGCCAUCGAGGCUCUUAAGGAGUACGAGCCAGAGAUGGGCAAGGUGUAUCGACAGGACAAGAAAAGUGUCCAGAGAGUCAGAGCACGAGACAUUGUCCCUGGAGACAUUGUGGAAGUUGCAGUUGGUGAUAAGGUUCCAGCCGAUAUCAGGCUGACGUCCAUCCGUUCCACCACUUUGAGGGUGGACCAGUCCAUUCUGACGGGGGAGUCAGUGUCAGUCCUCAAACACACAGACCCUGUACCAGACCCCCGAGCUGUUAACCAGGACAAGAAGAACAUGCUCUUCUCUGGUACCAACAUUGCAGCAGGGCGAGCCGUUGGUGUUGUCGUGGCGACAGGGGUGCAGACAGAGAUUGGAAAGAUCCGAGAUGAGAUGGCCUCCACUGAUCCUGAGAGGACCCCACUGCAACAGAAACUCGACCAGUUUGGAGAGCAGCUGUCUAAGGUUAUCAGUGUGAUCUGUGUGGCAGUGUGGGCCAUCAAUGUAGGACAUUUUAAUGACCCAGUGCAUGGAGGCAGCUGGCUGAGAGGAGCUGUUUACUACUUCAAGAUUGCUGUUGCACUGGCUGUUGCUGCCAUACCAGAAGGCCUCCCUGCAGUCAUUACUACCUGCCUGGCACUGGGCACCAGGAGGAUGGCCAGGAAAAACGCAAUCGUCCGCAGCCUGCCAUCAGUGGAAACACUGGGUUGUACCUCUGUUAUCUGCUCUGACAAAACAGGAACACUGACCACCAACCAGAUGUCCGUCUUCAGGAUAUUUGUAGUGGACAGUGUGUCAGGGGAGAACUGCAGCCUGAGCGAGUUCACAGUGACUGGAUCUACUUACGCCCCUGAAGGGGAAGUUUACAAAAAUGGCUCAGUGGUCAAGUGCAGUCAGUACGAAGGCCUGGUGGAGAUGGCCUCCAUCUGUGCACUGUGCAAUGACUCCUCACUGGACUUCAAUGAAGCAAAGGGAGUGUACGAGAAGGUUGGGGAGGCAACAGAGACUGCCCUCUGCUGCCUGGUGGAGAAAAUGAACGUGUUUGACACUGACUUGAGAAGACUAAGUCCUGCUGAGAGAGCUACAGCGUGCUGCUCUGUGAUUAAGCAGCUGAUGAGGAAGGAGUUAACACUUGAAUUCUCUAGAGACAGAAAGUCCAUGUCUGUCUUCUGUUCAUCAAAUAAACUCACCAAGUCUACCUCUGGAAACAAGAUGUUUGUGAAGGGAGCUCCAGAGAGCGUGCUGGAACGUUGUACUCAUAUCCGGGUCAGCGGUUCUGCUCGUGUGCCUUUAAGCCCGGCAGUUCGAGAGCAGCUCCUGACCACUGUGCGGGAGUGGGGGUCAGGCCGGGACACACUGCGUUGUCUUGCUAUGGCAACCCGAGACACACCCCCGGACAUCCAUUGUCUCAACCUGGAGAACUCAGCUGUCUUUGCUGAAUAUGAGUCGGACCUGACCUUUGUGGGCUGUGUGGGCAUGUUGGACCCCCCUAGGAAAGAGGUGCUUGGUGCAGUCCGAAUGUGUCGGCAGGCUGGCAUACGAGUCAUCAUGAUCACAGGUGACAACAAAGGGACAGCCCUGUCUAUCUGUCGGAGGGUGGGGAUCAUCACGGAGCAGGAAGAGGAGCAGGAGGGUGCCGGGGUCAUCGGAUGCCUGACAGGACGGGAGUUUGAUGAGCUGCCCCCCCACCUGCAGCGUCAGGCCUGCAGGACAGCACGGUGCUUCGCCAGGGUGGAGCCAGCACACAAGAGUCGUAUAGUGGAGUAUCUCCAGAGCCUGGAUGACAUCACUGCCAUGACAGGUGACGGGGUGAAUGACGCACCAGCACUGAAGAAGGCUGAGAUCGGCAUCGCUAUGGGCAGCGGCACAGCCGUAGCUAAAUCAGCCUCUGAGAUGAUCCUGGCUGAUGACAACUUCUCUACUAUUGUGGCGGCCGUGGAGGAAGGCAGAGCCAUUUACAACAACAUGAAACAGUUCAUCAGAUACCUUAUUUCAUCCAACAUAGGAGAGGUGGUCUGUAUUUUCCUGACAGCUGCUCUCGGUAUGCCUGAAGCAUUGAUCCCAGUCCAGCUGUUAUGGGUCAACCUGGUCACUGAUGGUUUCCCAGCAACAGCUUUGGGCUUCAACCCUCCUGACCUGGACAUCAUGUCCCGCCCUCCUCGCUCCCACAAAGAGCCUCUCAUCUCCAGCUGGUUGUUCUGUCGCUACCUUAUCAUUGGAUGUUAUGUGGGAGCAGCCACGGUUGGAGCUGCUGCCUGGUGGUUUAUGGCAGCGCAUGAUGGACCAAAACUUUCCUUCUAUCAGCUGUCCCACUACCUGCAGUGCACUGAAGGCCAUGUGGAGUUUGCUGGUGUGCAGUGCUCGGUCUUUGAGUCUCCAUAUCCCAUGACUAUGGCUCUGUCUGUCUUGGUCACCAUAGAGAUGUGCAACGCCUUGAACAGUCUUUCAGAAAACCAGUCCCUGAUGAAAAUGCCUCCCUGGUCAAACCCAUGGCUGGUGGGGGCAAUCUGUCUGUCCAUGGCCUUACACUUCCUCAUUCUUUAUGUUGACCCACUGCCGGUGAUAUUCCAGAUACGUCCUCUGUCUUGGCCUCAGUGGGUGGUGGUGUUAAAGAUGUCACUUCCUGUCAUUUUCAUGGACGAGGCCCUCAAGUUCCUGGCACGCAACUAUAUUGAGCCGGGAAACCAGACAAUGGAAGAGGAAGAGGAGCUACAGGCAACAAGGGCUAAUGGGGGAUUGUUCAAUGCCAUGAUGACAAGGCUACGCCAGUCAUUGAGGGAUGUGUCCUGGUCCUUCGUCCUGAUCGCUACGCCACUAGUGAUCUGGAUCUUCAGCCUGGACUCUGACAUCACUAACAUCUUCUGGGAGUAAUGUGAGAAAGAGAUGACAGGUGGACUGUGGUGGGGGAGGCAGUGAAAGACAGGAGGCUGAAAAAGGAAAAAGAAAAGCUAAAUAAGGAUUAUUGGGCAAAAUUGUUUUGAUGUGAAAGGGUUAAGCAAAGUGGAAGAGAAAAAGACAUGAAACCUAUUUGAGAUUAAUUAAGGUAAGAAGUGUUUUUAGCCAGAAGACAAUCAGAAAAAGAAAGUGCAAGGCAGUGUCAGACCAUCACCUGCUAUGAAUAUGUGCUAUGUGUAGCUAAUUGUCUCUCUCAAUCUUGUGAUCACAUUUACUCUGACUGUGCUUACACCUGCUCCCCAUUUUCCUGACUUAGGCAUACACAUGUUGGUCAGUUGGUCCAAAUCAGCCUUGGGUUCAGAGUUAAUUGUCUCUGGGACUGAAUACCUCUACUAAAAAACCAUGGUACCUCAGUUGUACUUUUAUGUUAGCAUAGCAUACUAAUCUACUAAUUUCCACACUCUUAAGAUUCUAAAGAAUGUGGGAUAGAAAUUAGCAAGUUAGCAUGUUAGUUUGUUUGUUUGAAACAAAACCUGACAUCUGUCUGUCUGCCUUAAAGUCAGCAUAGACUUCCCGCCAUAAAUGGACGCAGGGACACACAGUGUAAAAUUUGAUGUAGAUCAUCAGUUAAUCAACUUUUUUGACUUUUUUGUUGCAUAUUGUCUUCCAAGGAGUUUGAUUUGAAACACAUAGUUUAAUUUGACUUGUGUUUAGAGACCUGGAUGUGGUAGGUGGAUGACAACUAAUUUCUUAGUAACAACCAAUGGCUGUAUAUAAAGAUAGAAGACACAUCUCCACUUCCUCCCCACUCAGCGUUGCCAAAUAGGAAAUGUUGAAGUAUCCUACGCAGAAGUCUAAAGUUAUCAUAUUUUGAGGACAAUUAUCGUACGGGACCAGAGUUGGGAUGGGACGCUCAAUACCGAUAAUUCGAAGCUAUGUCAAGAUUGCUGAAUCGAUCCUUUUCAAGGCACAAGGCUCUUAUUUUGAAACAUGACACAGGAAGGACUUGUAAUAAAGUGCGAAAUGCGAGUCACCCCGUCAGGACAUGACGGUGACAUUCAUCAUCACCAGAAUGAUUGGCUGAAAAGACAUCAUGUGAGAAGAGAUGCGUAAAUUAAGAUGUGGGGGUCCAUAUCCACGUUCAACAGCACGACAUUCAUGAUUUGCAGGAAAGAGGGAAGAAAUGUGUAAACAAAGACGUGAUCCAUAUUUACUAUCCAGAUUACAACUGGCAAUAGUGUCACAAAAUGAUGAUGAAUGAUUAUCGUCCAUGAUGCAUUAUUGAUUGAUUGUGCAGUGGGCAAAAUUAUCACACAAAUACAAGAAUCAUCGUACAUCUGGCAACACUGUCCCCGCUGUACAGAAAUGAAUAUAUUGGAGAUGGGCAUCGCCAUAAAUGAAUGCUUGAAAUUAAUUUGACUUGUGCUUUUAUGACUUAUACUGCAGCCAGCCACAAGGAGGCGAUGGUGAUGUUUUGUCUUCACAUUUGCAAGCUGUGAUGUUGUCCCUCUUUAUGUACCGUCAUUGGAAACUACUUGCUAUACAUUACAACAACAGUGCUUGUAACUAGCACUGUUGUUAUAUGUUAACUGUAAAAAUAUGAGAUUUGUUUUAACUAGCAGAGGCUUAAGUAAUGUGUUGCUGAGAAGCAUCAGAAAGUCAUUGUAGCGUCACUUGCUAUAUUUUAGCAUAUAUUGGCAUAAUGUUGAGAUCUGUGAAAUCUACUUUUUAAGUCGUCUCAAUUUACAUAUUAAUUUAAAAUACAUUUAGUGUUUUGUUAAGUGUAGAAUCUGAUUUGUCGACCUAAUCCCUUUACCUCGUCGAAAUAGGUCUUUUAUUAGCAAGCAAAUUUUGUCAGGUUGCUUGGUGAGCUCAGUUACCUAGGCAGAUGUUCCACCUGGCAAUUCGUAGGUGUAAAUAUUUCAUAAUACGUUUUAAUUUUGUGAUGUGUAAGAUUUCACUUCGAGAAAAUAUAUGUUAUGACAAGGCUAAAUUUGACUUCAAGAGCUGAUACUAGAGACCUCUUAAGAGGUAAAUGUAACCGGUUAUUCUAAAUGAAAGGCAAGAGCAAAGAUGAGAAGAAUCAUUUGGAAUUGUUUAUUUCCUCUGAACCAAACAACAUGUUCAUGGCUUCAUGAUGGUUUUAAUGCUGCACAUAGCACCUUUCACAUGAAAAGUUGAAAAGUGAGUGGAGUGGAUUAGAUAGAUGGCAGGCAGAAGCACUGAGUCGUCCACAGUCUCAAGUGUAUACACACACCAGCUUUACAGACACACUGUUAUUCACCAGUAAUAAGAUGUGGUCAGCAACAGGUGAUGAAGGCAGAUGUACAGUAGAGCCCCCAGCUGGCCAUUCUAAUACUACUGCAAUGUAAAAUAUUCAGUCACCUCUACACAGUAAAUGAGACUAAAACAUGCUCUUAACCUCUGAGGGAAGACUGUUAGCAGGAUGCAUGUCAGUGCACGUUACGUUACACACUUUUAAUAUGUUACAGUGGAGAGGAAGAUGAGCCACUGACUCUGUGACUGAUUCUGAAGAUGAUACAUCAAAUCUAAAAGGGAUUCACACUUAUAAGUCUGUAUUGAUUUCAGCAGUACACGUCACCAUCCCAUCUAAAACCUUACAGCCUAGUCCUUUAGAACUUUACUCUGAAGUUCAAUAUCCUCCACUGACUUGAUUGUCUCUGAUACUGAAAAGCUCUUAAGUCUUAAAUGUUACUUGACGUGACCGGACACCCUGAGGCUUCACAGACUGAAGCUGGAUUCAAGCCUUCACACCAGGAUCAUUGACAUGAGCCUGUUUGAUUUAAGUAGUUAAGAAGUGUUGAUGGUGUUAUUUAUAUUCAUGAUUAGACACAGUAUAUGUCGUUGUGUACUUCUAGGUACAGUCAGUGUAAAGGAACUGACUGCUACAUAUAAUGUGUAAGCUAAAUGGAAUAAUAUGGUUCUUUAUGUUAGGGCAUUGAAUAUACUCUCACUACUCCAGUCCCCACUCAGUACCCUGCAACUUUUUGAUUUCUUUACUACUUUUCUCCCCUUGCCUCUUAACCACAGACACUGCCUCUUUGUUAGUGUGCUGGACAGGAUGCACUGCAAACUGUAACACUCAGAUUCCCAGUGACACAGGGCCUGAAGCAGAGUGAGUGUGUUUUUUUUUUGUGUCUGCCAUUUUCUCCAGUGAUGUCGUUGUGACAUCUCACUCUGUUUGCCAUUGAAGGGAUUUUUUCGGGGCUACUUUAAGCAAAAAUAUCUGUGAUUUGUAUAAAGUGUAAAGUCACAAUAUUCUAAGUUAAGAAGUCAA